AUGUCGAUGAAGUCUCACGGGUUCGAGACCUCGAUGGACGUUGCGCGCCGACAACAAUACCAUGUAGCGCAACUGGCAGGUCAUAAAAGGCCUUCCACCGAGUUGGAGACCACCAAUGCAGAGUCUGAGGUGAGAGCUCUUCCGAUACCUCGGUACCAACCACAUGGCGAUUUGGACAUCGAAUCCACUCCGUUGGAGUCCGCUCGAGCCUCUUUGGAGGCCCCUCCAAAUAGAUUUACCGCCAGCAAGAUCCACACAGGUCCGGGCGCAGGCAUAACAAGUCAAGAAAAUGAGCUACAGAAGGCCUCUAUAGCGGCACCGAGGUCAACUCAGAACCCUUUGCUUUCGCUAUCCAACCCAAAGUAUGGGCUUCCUGCAGCGCUCACAGCGAAUUUUGCUGCUCUGGGUGUCACUAGCAUUUAUGCUUGGCAGGCAUCAUGUUUGUUAGCUCGGGGCUUACUCUCUGGUAAGCGACAUUUGGUUUACACAGCCCCCACUGGGGGCGGAAAGUCCAUGGUAGCAGAUGUCUUAUUAUUGAAGCGUAUCAUUGAGAAUCCCGAGCGCAAAGCUAUUUUAGUCUUGCCAUAUGUGGCUUUGGUUCAGGAGAAGCUAAAGUGGAUGCGUCGGAUUGUUCAGGACGUGAACAAGAAUGUCCCGGAUGAUGAGGGCGAAGAUGAUUCGAGCUUCCCUGGCAAGCAAUGGAAGAGACCUCAGAAACAAAUCCGCGUAACUGGAUUCUUUGGUGGUAGUCGGACGACUAAUACUUGGGCUGAUACUGACAUUGCGAUCUGUACUAUCGAGAAGGCAAAUUCGUUAAUCAACACUGCGAUUGAGGAGUGCAGCAUUGGGAACCUAGGCGUGGUCGUGCUCGAUGAGUUGCACAUGCUCGAUGAUGAACACCGUGGAUAUCUGUUGGAGCUUAUGGUCACCAAGUUGCUCCUAUUACAACAAGAUAUCCAAAUUGUGGGAAUGAGUGCCACGCUUUCGAAUACCGAGAUGCUGGCCGAAUGGAUGAACGCUAGGUUUUUCAUCUCAACAUACCGACCGGUCCCCAUUGAUGAAUACCUGGUUUAUGAAAAUGCGAUUUAUCCAGCUGCAACGUCCAGGCAAUUGUUUCAGACAGCCACCAAAUUGGCUUCAACGUCACUGCCCGAAAUAAUCCCACCGCAUAGAAUUAUUGAGCCCUCGUCUUACAAAGAGCUUGGCAAUGCCGCAACCAACGCUAUGGUAGCACUGGCCGUGGAAACUGCUUCAGCGGGCUACGGAGCUUUGGUAUUCUGUGGAAGUCGCAAUGCAUGCCAGAUUAAUGCCGCGAUGAUCGGUGAAGCUAUGCCUCAUGCAGCAGAUAAGGAAGAGCUGAACAAGCGACUUGAUUUGCUUGCCGAUCUCAGAAGCCUCACAUGUGGUCUAGACCCUGUACUCGGGAAAACAGUUAUUAAAGGAACAGGAUUUCAUCACGCUGGAAUGACAACCGAAGAACGGGAGCUGAUUGCAGCGGCGUAUGAUUCAGGCGUGCUCAAGGUCCUCAUCGCCACAUGUAGCCUUGCUGCCGGUGUGAACCUUCCUGCCCGACGGGUCAUCAUCAAUGGAGCCCGGAUGGGCCGAGAGUUGGUCGGCUCUGCGAUGUUGCGGCAAAUGUGUGGACGGGCUGGGCGCAAAGGGAAAGAUGAUACCGGCGAGACAUACUUGAUAUGUGUCAAGGCUGAUCUGGAAGCCGUAUGUGACCUAUUGGAUGCCGAUAUGCCUGCCAUUGAAAGUUCCCUUGUCCCCGAAAAACGAGGCUUGAAGCGAGCGCUGCUAGAGGCCAUCGCAACAGGUCUAGUAUCCGGAUGCGAGGCGAUCAAGGAAUACGUACGAUGUACACUUCUGUACCGCACCCUGGAUAAGAAAAUUGCUUAUAGCAUCAUGGUCUCAGCUCUAAAAGAGUUGGUCGAUGAAGAGCUUUUGGUUUUGAAAGAAGAUGAGGCAUAUGGAGCAACACCUUUUGGUCAAGCCGUCGUAGCCUCAGCAUUUUCCCCCGAAGAUGGCUUAUUUGUACACGAGGAGCUCAAGAAAGCUCUACAGGCUUUUGUGAUGGAUGGCGACAUGCACAUUUUCUACAUGUUCACCCCUCUGCAGGCAGCCAUGAGCACGCCAAUUGACUGGCAAAUAUUUCGUGAUAAAAUCGACCAACUGGACGAGAGUGGUAUUCGCGCAUUGCAAUUCGUCGGUGUUCAACCGGGCUUUGUCAAUACCAUGGUAAAAUCCGGCGCAUCACUGAAAGAAGUAACCCCGGAAGAAAUCCAGAAAGCGCGUAUCUACCGACGCGCAUAUACAGCUUUUCAGCUCCGCGACCUAAGCAACGAAGUCCCCUUAGCAACUAUUGCCCAGCGUUACCGUAUCCCUCGGGGCACGGUCCAAACGCUGGCACAGCAAUGCCACGGCUUCGCGGCUGGCAUCGUCAAAUUUUGCCAGCGAAUGAACUGGGGAAUGCUGGCCGCUGUGCUGGAUCACAUGCGCGAUAGACUUGAAGCGGGUGCUCGAGCUGACCUACUUGAGAUGACGCAGGUGACUUUUGUUCAGAGCUGGACUGCACGAUUACUCAGGGAAAAUGGAUUUCGAAACCUGCGCGCCUUGGCCGAGGCUGAUCCGAAGGAUCUGGUGCCUGUGCUUAUGAUGGUAAACGCCCGCAAGACGCAGAAGAACCAGCUCUACCCGACGGAAGCAGAGAGAUAUGCCGCAAAGUUGUUGGCGAAGGCUGAGAUUAUUGUAGCCUCUGCAAAUAAGAUUUGGGAACGGGAGACACUGGUGGAAGUAGAAGCAUGA
Messenger RNA from Penicillium longicatenatum, 2805 nucleotides. RefSeq names its product DEAD/DEAH box helicase. The transcript is spliced from 5 exons. The coding region runs from base 1 to 2805 and encodes 934 amino acids. Lineage: Eukaryota; Fungi; Ascomycota; Eurotiomycetes; Eurotiales; Aspergillaceae. The record is from RefSeq and is a predicted model, not a curated record. Gene Ontology annotation, molecular function: ATP binding; nucleic acid binding.